Molecule: messenger RNA, 672 nt
Organism: Phragmites australis (common reed)
Lineage: Eukaryota; Viridiplantae; Streptophyta; Magnoliopsida; Poales; Poaceae
Exons: 5
Coding region: 1-672 (223 amino acids)
Source: RefSeq, a predicted model, not a curated record
AUGACGGCAGAGGAGGGAGGGGGAGGAGAGGCCAGGCGUGGAGAAGAAGGAGCGGAGGUGGUGAAGGAAGAAGGGGAGGCCGAUAGUAAAAGCCAUGAUGCCGACGAGGUGGCAGGUGGGAUGGGGAUCGAUCGAGGUGGCAAGUGGAGUCGGAUUGCAAUGUUGUGCAAAACCUUAAGUGAAAUCAGGCCAGGGAAGGAAUUAUGGAAAAUAACAGCAAGGAUAACAAGACUAUGGGAUGCAAUCUUGCGCAGCAGCGGUGAAAUUUUAAGUAUUGACAUGAUACUUAUUGACGAAAAGGGGACCAUGGUGCACGGAGUUAUCAAUAAGGCAUAUAUUCAAAAAUUCAAAACAUUGAUUCAAGAAGAUAAUGUGUAUGUCAUAGCGAAUGUUAGAGUCACACCAGCAGCAAAAACAUAUAGAUCAGUGGAAAACGACAAGGUAGUGAACUUUUUGCCCACAACUACUAUACAAAAGAUCAAAGAUACAGAUGACAUUCCAAAGUAUAGUUUCAAGUUUUGCAACAUAGAUAUGCUUUCUAAAAGAAUUAACAUCGACACUUACCUCUCAGAUGUUAUAGGAAUUGCAGCAUACAUCGGACUAGUUGAAGAAACCAGGACACAGUUUGGAGUAUCAAAAAUCCGUGAUAUUGUGCUUCUAAUCGAAUCAUGA